CGUAGCUAUACAACAAUGGCUUAUCGUCGUGAACGUUCUCCGACAUCAGCUGUCGCCGUCUGUAUAGCGCUGCUUGUAGUGCUGAUGUCGAGCGACGUAUGCAAAUCGCAGCCCAUUAGGAAGCCGCCAGUCAUAACUUACGUAGCCGGACCCAAUCAGCUGACCUUGCUGUUCCCCAGCAGCGCAUUCCGAUUUGGAUACGAUACGAACAACCAAUUCCGAGCUGAGAGACGCUUCGCUAAUGGCACAGUGGCCGGCUAUUACGGCUACAUGAGGGCCGAUGGCAAUCCGGUGCGAGUCAAAUACGGAGACGUGGACAACCUCGGCUUUUCAGCUAUCGAAGAAAUUAUUCCAGUCACGUUCCCGCCGACCACGACCGAAGCCAACACGGAGGAAGGCAGCGGUUCGUUACCGACCGAAUCGCCCGCUGGCGGCCCGUCCGCUGAACCGUUCCUCAUUAGCGACACGGCAGACAAGCUGGAAACGUUUUUAGUUUUGCCUAAAUUGCCCGUCGUUGAUGAUGAAAAGGAAUCCGUUUCGGUGGAUGCAGCCGAUUUUUUCAGAUCCGGAGGAUUCACGCUGUCCGUAGGAGAGGAAUUCAAUCACGUGAACAGCGCCCGUUUCGUUUUCCCUAAGAUCGACGUGCCCGAUCUUCCGCCAAGUCGCAAGAGUCGAUCGAUUCCGCGUCCCAUCCGCCCGUCUCCGGAAAUGGUAGCCGAGGAUCGCAGCAGUGUCGUCAUCGAACAGCUCCCUGGCGAGCCGGCCAUCAUUUACAAAGAACCCGCUCGUUUCAAACAAACGGCCAGCAUUCGAUACACGUUGAAUUAAUUAUUUGCUUUAAUUAUGUUACAUUCU
Molecule: messenger RNA, 855 nt
Organism: Daphnia carinata
Lineage: Eukaryota; Metazoa; Arthropoda; Branchiopoda; Diplostraca; Daphniidae
Exons: 3
Coding region: 16-828 (270 amino acids)
Cellular component (GO): chitin-based extracellular matrix
Molecular function (GO): structural constituent of chitin-based larval cuticle
Source: RefSeq, a predicted model, not a curated record